Aethina tumida (small hive beetle) is the source of this 580-nucleotide messenger RNA. RefSeq lists its product as uncharacterized. The record is from RefSeq and is a predicted model, not a curated record. The coding region runs from base 75 to 572 and encodes 165 amino acids. The transcript is spliced from 2 exons. Lineage: Eukaryota; Metazoa; Arthropoda; Insecta; Coleoptera; Nitidulidae. Gene Ontology annotation, molecular function: DNA binding.
UUCCGCAGAUCGAAAAGGAUCAGUUUCGUUCGCACAACGCCGAAAUGUUCGUUUGCGUUUUCUAGCGGUGCACGAUGAAGCGCAGAAGGAGCACGAUCUGGGACUUUUUCCAGCAGUCCGGUGACGAUGGGGCCAAAUGUCUGUACUGUUCGGUCGUGCUGAGCACCAAAGGCGGAUCCACGGGCAAUUUGACUAGGCACUUGAGGGUCAAACAUCCUCAAUACUCUCAUAGUUCGCUUGCCAAUUUUGAAAUACCACAAGUUGAAAUAACGGAGCAAGAAAACAGUGUGGUGCCAGAAGAAUAUGAAGAACCAGAACCAACAGACAACAAACAAGCACUCCACGAUGAGUUAAUGUUAUACAAGCGUUUCAAAAAUGAAAACGAAAAUGAAUAUGAUACUAUAGCUAAAGUGUGGUCAUCUGAACUUCAAAAAAUGUCAAAUGAUCAACAAAUUUAUGCCAAAAAGGCCAUAAAUGAAAUAUUAUAUGAAGGACAACUCGGAAAUCUCACGCGGAAUUCGAUACAAUUUAAUAUAUUUUCAGAACAAACUUCGAGCACUGUGAAUAAUUGAUCUCAAUU